Molecule: messenger RNA, 2001 nt
Organism: Brassica oleracea var. oleracea
Lineage: Eukaryota; Viridiplantae; Streptophyta; Magnoliopsida; Brassicales; Brassicaceae
Product: glutamate decarboxylase 5
Exons: 6
Coding region: 387-1853 (488 amino acids)
Biological process (GO): L-glutamate catabolic process
Cellular component (GO): cytosol
Molecular function (GO): glutamate decarboxylase activity; pyridoxal phosphate binding
Source: RefSeq, a predicted model, not a curated record
UGAUUUUUAAUUCCCUACGUUUGAGUUGGAUCUUCUUACAAAAUUUUAAGCUUUUAAAGGAAGCAGCAGCAACUAGUAAGUUCCUGAUCCGGCUCACAAGCUUUGUAAGCUAUUCACAAGAUCAAUCGUAUUACCCCCAGUUCUUGUCUAUUAUUGUGAUGUUGUUGUCCUCUCCUGACGAAAUAGUUGUGUUGAAUGAAUUAUAAGUGGUGUACAAAACCUAAUUCAAAGGGAAAAGAGAGUCAAGGGGGAUAAAAAAAAAAAGAGAGGAGUUAGUUACAUGAACGUCUUAAAUUAGUGAAAGAGAGUUUUGCUUUCUUUUAUAUCUGUCAAAUAAAACUUGUGACAUCUAUCUUCCUCUCCUUUCAGCACAAGUUAAAAAUAUAAUGGUACUCGCCACAAACUCCGAAGAGCAUUUGCACUCCACUUUCGCUUCCAGAUAUGUCCGUGCUGUUGUUCCCAGGUUCACAAUGCCUAACAAUUCCAUGCCCAAAGACGCUGCUUAUCAAGUGAUCAGUGAUGAGUUGAUGCUUGAUGGCAACCCCAGGCUUAAUCUAGCUUCCUUUGUCACCACUUGGAUGGAACCUGAGUGUGACAAACUCAUCCAGGAGUCUGUCAACAAGAACUAUGUUGACAUGGACGAAUAUCCUGUCACGACCGAGCUCCAGAACCGGUGUGUAAACAUGAUAGCCAAUUUGUUCCAUGCUCCCAUGGGAGAAGAGGAAGCUGCUAUUGGAUGUGGAACUGUCGGUUCAUCAGAGGCUAUAAUGCUUGCUGGUUUAGCUUUCAAAAGGAAGUGGCAACAGAGGAGAAGAGCUCAAGGUCUACCUACUGAUAAUCCCAACAUUGUUACUGGUGCCAAUGUUCAGGUGUGCUGGGAGAAAUUUGCAAGGUACUUUGAGGUAGAGCUCAAAGAGGUGAAACUAAGUGAAGGCUAUUACGUGAUGGACCCAGCUAAAGCUGUAGAGAUGGUGGAUGAGAACACAAUCUGCGUUGCAGCUAUUCUAGGUUCCACACUAACCGGAGAGUUCGAGGAUGUGAAGCUACUGAAUGAUCUCUUGGCUGAGAAAAACGCAGAGACUGGUUGGGAUGUUGCUAUUCACGUUGAUGCAGCCAGUGGAGGAUUCAUUGCUCCUUUCCUCUACCCUGAUCUUGAGUGGGACUUUAGGCUUCCAUGGGUUAAGAGCAUUAAUGUCAGUGGUCAUAAGUAUGGAUUAGUCUACGCAGGAGUUGGUUGGAUUGUAUGGAGAACCAAAGAUGAUUUGCCAGAGGACCUUGUCUUUCACAUCAACUACUUGGGAGCUGAUCAACCCACUUUCACCCUUAACUUCUCUAAAGGGUCAAGCCAAAUCAUUGCUCAGUACUAUCAGUUUAUCCGGCUAGGCUUUGAGGGAUACAAGAACAUUAUGGAGAACUGCAUGGACAACGCGAGGAGGCUAAGAGAAGGAAUAGAGAUGACAGGGAAGUUCGACAUUGUCUCUAAAGACAUAGGCGUGCCUCUAGUGGCAUUCUCUCUCAAAGACAGCAGCAAACACACCGUGUUUGAGAUCGCAGAGUCUCUUAGGAAAUUUGGGUGGAUCAUACCGGCGUACACUAUGCCUGCAGAUGCACAGCACAUUGCUGUGCUCAGAGUUGUGAUCAGGGAAGAUUUUAGCCGAGGACUUGCGGACAGACUCAUCACACAUAUCAUUCAGGUACUGAAAGAGAUCGAUGGCCUUCCUAGCCGGGUUGCUCAUCUAGCUGCGGCUGCUGCGGUUAGUGGUGGUGAAGUGAAGACUGCUAAGAUGUCUCUGGAGGAUAUCACUAAGUAUUGGAAACGCCUUGUGGAACACAAGAGAAAUAUUGUCUGUUAGGUUGGGUAAGUCUUCACGCUUGUUCUUCUUUUGGACCAGUUAUGUUCUUGGUAAUAAGGUUUUUUGAUUUAGACCAUUCUGCUAAAUUUUUUAUUCUUCUUUCCUGGGAUUAUGUUUAUAUUGAUAAACGAAAAAUAGUACUCAUUCC